Aureobasidium vineae is the source of this 858-nucleotide messenger RNA. The record is from the annotation of a GenBank genome assembly. Lineage: Eukaryota; Fungi; Ascomycota; Dothideomycetes; Dothideales; Saccotheciaceae.
AUGGCUGUUCGCAUACCAGCAUACCUCCACCGCAGCGGUCUUCGCCCCUACCUGGCCGAAUUCAUCGGCACACUCCUCCUCAUCCUCAUCGGCGACGGUGUAGUCGCUCAAGCCGUCCUCACAGACUUCUACUACGCCAAUUUCCUCUCUGUAAACCUUGCCUGGGCAUCCGCAGUUGCGCUUUCUUGCUACAUUGGCGCCGCCGUCAACCCAGCCAUCACCCUCGCCUCUGCCAUCAUUCGCCCUACAAAACUGCAAUGGAGACAAUUGCCAGGCAAACUCGCUGCUCAAUUUGCUGGUGCUUUUGUUGGUGCUGCUUUGGUGUAUUUGCAGUAUAGAUCUGCGAUUAAGGUCUGGGACCCUGAGUUUACGGUUCCUGGUGGCAGUAUUUUGAGUCCUCAGGGUCACUCUUCUGCGGGUAUUUUUGCUACGUAUCCGGCUACUACACUUGGAAACAACUGGGAGGCUGCUAUUACUGAAUUCCUUGGAUCGAGUUUGUUGGCUUUUGGUGCCUCUGCUGUUGCAGACCCGAAGAAUGAGGGACUUAAGGCGCCGCAGUUUAUGAUGUUUGCAUUGAUGGUUGCGAUUGGUGCUUCCAUGGGUUGGCAGACUGGUUAUGUGANNGCCGUCAACCCAGCCCGCGACUUUGGGCCCCGUGUCUUUUCGGCAAUCAUCUAUGGCCGCGAAGUCUUCUCUGCAAAGGGCUUUUACUUUAUUGUUCCGCUGUUUGUACCUAUCUUUGGUUGCAUUGCUGGUGCUGCUGCGUAUGAUGCUUUUAUGUUUGAGGGCGAGGGAUCUGCUGUUACUGAUGCGUUGGAUGCUGCUGAGGGGCACGACGGAAGGAUUGCUUUGGAGUAA